AUGGUCCAGAAGUACUAUGUCACCUAUAACCAGGUGCACAAGCUGUGCCAGCAGUCGGCCGAUGCCAUCCUGAAGCAGUUCCGCCCUCAUCUCAUGAUCGCUAUUGGUGGUGGUGGUUAUGUCCCUGCCCGUAUCCUGCGUUCCUUCCUGAAGAGCCCUGGCGAGCCCAACAUCCCCAUCCAGGCGAUCGGUCUGUCUCUCUACGAGGACCUCGGUCGUGGUGAUGCCGAGGAGGCCAUUGGUACCAAGGUGACCCGAACUCAGUGGCUCGACCUGAGCUCUUUGGAGAUGGCCAACCUUAUUGGCAAGAACAUUCUGAUCGUCGACGAGGUGGAUGACACCCGGACGACUCUGGAGUAUGCCGUGCGCGAACUGGAGAAGGACGUGCUCGAGGCCCAGAAGCAGCUGGGUCGUGAGGGCGAGAAGACCAACUUCUCUGUCUAUGUUCUGCACAACAAGAACAAGCCUAAGAAGGGUUCUCUUCCCACCGAUAUGAUGGAGGAUGGCCGCUACCACGCCUCUGUCACCACCGACGAUGUUUGGAUCUGCUAUCCCUGGGAGGCCAAGGACAUUGAUGAGCAUGACGCUCUGGCCAAGGAGCACCCUCUGGUCUAA
Messenger RNA from Penicillium diatomitis, 615 nucleotides. RefSeq names its product xanthine phosphoribosyltransferase. Lineage: Eukaryota; Fungi; Ascomycota; Eurotiomycetes; Eurotiales; Aspergillaceae. The transcript is spliced from 4 exons. Gene Ontology annotation, biological process: XMP salvage; GMP salvage; IMP salvage. The coding region runs from base 1 to 615 and encodes 204 amino acids. The record is from RefSeq and is a predicted model, not a curated record. Gene Ontology annotation, cellular component: cytoplasm. Gene Ontology annotation, molecular function: hypoxanthine phosphoribosyltransferase activity.